GCCACACAUAAAAAGUGAAAGUAAAUGAACAGAGUUGAUGUUUCUCCAUUUAAACAACCAGGAAUAUCAAUGUGUUUUUAGAGGAACCUGUAUAAAAGAUCUUCCAUCCAGAGUCAGUGUUGGAGAUCAGAUUCAGUUUCAAGUGUUCAGAUUCAUCAUGGAUGACACACAAACAUCCAGAAAUGAAGAUUUUUCUCCAGGAUUCAGUUCAGUUGAUCAGAAGAGAUCAGAACCAGAGUCCAGCUGUGUGUCUAUGAGGAGUGACGCGUCUAUGGGUCAAAUUGUAAAUUUUAAGAGUGGAGAUAAACAGACUGAUCUCAGUUCAGUUGAUCAGAAGAGAUCAGAACCAGAGUCCAGCUGUGUGUCUAUGAGGAGUGACGCGUCUAUGGGUCAUAAAAUACAUUUUCAGAGUGGAGAUACACAGACUGAUCUGAGCCAUGAAGUCCUCAACAGGUUUAGAUCAAAUCUGAUGAAGAAGUUUGAGUGUCUGUAUGAGGGAACAGCACAGCAGGGAAACCCAACACUCCUGAAUGAGAUCUACACAGAGCUCUACAUCACAGAGAGUGAGAGUGGAGAGAUCAGUAAUGAGCAUGAGGUGAGACAGAUUGAGACACAAUCCAGGAGAGCAGAAACAGAGGACACACCGAUCCAAUGCAAUGACAUCUUUAGACCUUUACCUGGACAAGACAAACCCAUCAGAACUGUGCUGACAAAGGGAGUCGCUGGCAUUGGAAAAACAGUCUCUGUGCAGAAGUUCAUCCUGGACUGGGCUGAAGGGAAAGAGAAUCAGGACGUCCAGCUCAUAUUUCCACUUCCUUUCAGAGAGAUCAAUAUGAUGAAGGACAAAACACUCAGUCUUUCAGAUCUUCUUCAUAUCUUUUUCCCUGAAACAAAAGAAAUGGAAAUAUCCAGUGACAAAUAUAAAGUGUUGUUCAUCUUUGAUGGUCUGGACGAGUGUCGUCUUCCCUUACAUUUUAAAAGGAAUGAGAUUCUACUGGAUCAGAACAAAAAUAAAUCAGUGGACAUGCUGCUGAUGAACCUCAUUGUGGGGAAUCUGCUUCCCUCUGCUCUCAUCUGGAUCACCUCCAGACCAGCAGCAGCUGAUCUCGUCCCCUCUGAGUGUGUCCAUCGAGUGACAGAGGUACGAGGCUUCAGUGAGCCACAGAAGGAGGAAUACUUCAGGAAGAGAAUCAGUGAUCAGAGUCUGGCCAAUACAAUCAUCUCACACCUGAAGUCAUCAAGGAGCCUCGACAUCAUGUGCCACAUCCCAGUGUUCUGCUGGAUCUCAGCCGCUGUUCUAGAGAAGAUGUUGAGCGAAGCAGAGAGUGGAGAGAUUCCCAAGACUCUCACUCAAAUGUACACACACUUCCUGAUCCUUCAGACCAACAUCAAACAUGAGAAGGACUACGAGAAGAACGUGACAGAUAAAGACAUGAUCCUCAAACUGGGCAAAGUGGCUUUUCAGCAGCUUGUGAAAGGCAAUGUGAUCUUCUAUGAGGAAGACUUGAGAGAGUGUGGCAUUGAUGUGACAGAAGCAUCAGUGUACUCAGGAUUGUGCACUCAGAUCUUCAGAGAGGAGUUUGGCUGGUAUCAGGGGAAAGUCUUCUGCUUUGUUCAUCUGAGCGUUCAGGAACAUCUAGCGGCUCUAUAUGUGCAUCUCUCCUGUACAAACAACAACAUAAAUGUGUUUGACCAAAUCACCAAACAGAGUUUGUGGUCUAAAGUUAAGGAGAGGUUUAAACAUGUUUCAUUAUCUGAGCUGCAUCAGAGAGCUGUGAAUGAGGCUCUACAGAGUAAAAAUGGACAUCUGGACCUUUUCCUGAGGUUUCUUCUGGGUCUGUCAGUGGAGUCUCAUCAGAUUCUCCUAAAAGGACUAAUGAAACAGAAAAGAAGCAGAUCUGACAGCAUUGAGAAAACAGUUGAGUUCAUCAAGAAGAAGAUCAGGUCCAUUGACUCUCCAGAGAAAUCCAUCAGUCUGUUCCACUGUCUGAAUGAACUGGGUGAUCAUUCACUAGUGGAGGAAAUACAACAGUAUCUGAAAUCUGGAAGAAUAGAGGAAGCCAAACUCUCUUCAUCUCAGUGGUCAGCUGUAGUUUUUGUGUUGUUGACCUCAGAGAAGAAGCUGGAUGUGUUUGAUAUUAAUACAUUUGUUGGAGGAAACGAUAAAUCUAAAAAACUGAAGGUUUUUCAGAAGCUGUUGCCUGUGAUUAAAGAAUCCAGAUCAGUUCAGUUGAGAAACUGUGAUCUCACAGAUGAAGGUUGUGCUGCUCUGACUUCAGCUCUGAGAUCAAACCCCUCACACCUGAGACAACUGAAUCUGUCUGGGAAUAAAAUAGGAAAAUCAGUGAAUCUGCUGUCUGAUGUACUACAGGAUCCUCACUGUAAACUGGAGAAACUGUGGUUGAGUUAUUGUGGAGUCACAGAUGAAGGUUGUGCUGCUCUGACUUCAGCUCUGAGAUCAAACCCCUCACACCUGAGAGUACUGAGUCUGUCUGAGAAUAAAAUAGGAAAAUCAGUGAAUCUGCUGUCUGAUGUACUACAGGAUCCUCACUGUAAACUGGAGAUACUGUGGUUGAGAUGUUGUAGAGUCACAGAUGAAGGUUGUGCUGCUCUGACUUCAGCUCUGAGAUCAAACCCCUCACACCUGAGAGAACUGAGUCUGUCUGAGAAUAAAAUAGGAAAAUCAGUGAAUCUGCUGUCUGAUGUACUACAGGAUCCUCACUGUAAACUGGAGAAACUGUGGUUGUAUGAUUGUGGAGUCACAGAUGAAGGUUGUGCUGCUCUGACUUCAGCUCUGAGAUCAAACCCCUCACACCUGAGAGAACUGUAUCUGACUGGGAAUAAAAUAGGACGUUCAGGACGUAAACUUCUCACUGAUCUAAAGAAUUCUCCACAUUAUAAACUAGAGAUACUGCAGUUAUGAGGAAAAUCCCAUUUCCGUUCAAAUAUCCGCUCUGAGUCCGGCUCCACACACUCUCCUCAUGGACACUCUCUUCUUUCUCCACUGUAACUUGAGAAAUUCACCACAGUGUUUAUAAACUCCUCUGAUCUGAAUCACGCAGCAGAAACCACAGGGUCCUGAAGCAGAGAGCUCAGAGAGCUGACAGAGAGACACCGUUUGUGUUUCUUGUUAUACAUACUGAAUACAGACUGAUAGAUUAAUAAUUAUAGCUUUUUUAAGACAGGGUUUCAUAAAUGUUAAUGAUGACUGUACAGUAUGUGAGUUAUACACUAACUCUGUUAACUUGUAUAUAUGUAUGUAUAAAAUACUGUAUAACUUUAUAAAUAACAUACAUUUCUGACUGCACUGUAUUAAAGUCGCUCACUCACAUAAAAUGACACUAUUGUCACUUUAAAACUACUUUACAGCACAAUUUGAAUUUGUCUCAUAAUUGAUCACUAAUGUGAUGUUGAUGAAGCUCUAGUCUGAAUGGAGAUGAGAAUAUAGUAGUGCUGUAAUCAUGAAGUGUCUUUUCAAAGCUGUUGUGUAAGAAACUCCAUUUCCAUGUCAAAUGUUUCUUCAGCUUCUUCAGGUGUCUUUAAAAAUCACAUUUUUGUGCUGUCAUCUAGUCUGAUUUGGCAUUAGUAUUACAAGAAAUCAGUGUUAUUCAUAUGUAAGCACAUGACAGUCUUUAGGUCUGUAGAAAUGAUGAUCAGCUCGUAUUGAACACAGAGAUCAACCCCAACACACAUCCAUAAACUGCUCAUAUUAAAGUGUGAAUGAUGGGUUGAUUUAAACUGUUGAUGUCAUUAUGUUUCUAAAAACUGCCUUAUUGAGACGUCUUUCCAUAUGAACUUAUUGUUCUUUCUUGCUGUGUUUACAUGUAUUACAGGACUGUGCUUCAUAAUAAUAGUGCUUGAAGAUGUUUUGUAGACUGAAAUAAAUGGUGUAUAAACAA
Messenger RNA from Megalobrama amblycephala (Wuchang bream), 3899 nucleotides. RefSeq names its product NACHT, LRR and PYD domains-containing protein 3-like. The record is from RefSeq and is a predicted model, not a curated record. Gene Ontology annotation, molecular function: protein binding. Bases 38 to 2923 code for a protein of 961 amino acids. Lineage: Eukaryota; Metazoa; Chordata; Actinopteri; Cypriniformes; Xenocyprididae. The transcript is spliced from 10 exons.